Molecule: messenger RNA, 518 nt
Organism: Elephantulus edwardii (Cape elephant shrew)
Lineage: Eukaryota; Metazoa; Chordata; Mammalia; Macroscelidea; Macroscelididae
Product: dnaJ homolog subfamily C member 15-like
Exons: 1
Coding region: 63-512 (149 amino acids)
Biological process (GO): protein import into mitochondrial matrix
Cellular component (GO): PAM complex, Tim23 associated import motor
Molecular function (GO): ATPase activator activity
Source: RefSeq, a predicted model, not a curated record
UCCCUGAGGUCGCCUCGUAAGUGAGCGGCGCACGCCGAGCGUCUCCUUGGGCCGCUAUUGCCAUGGUUGCUCCUGGUGACGUCGCCCCUGCCGGCGAGGGGCUGCUCUAUGCCGAGUACUUGCCGCCCUCGGCCAAACGAUCAGACGCCGACAUCAACCACCUACUGGCAAGAAGUUUAAUAGCUGUAGGACUGGGUGUUGCAGCCUUUGCAUUUGCAGGUCGCUAUGCAUUUCAGAUCUGGAAACCUCUAGAACAAGUAAUCACAGAAACUGCAAAAAAGAUCUCAAAGUCUAGCUUUUCACCCUACUAUAAAGGAGGAUUUGAACAGAAAAUGAGUAGACGAGAAGCUAGUCUUAUUUUAGGUGUAAGCCCAUCUGCUGACAAGGCCAAGAUUAGAACAGCCCACAGGAGAAUCAUGAUUUUGAACCACCCAGAUAAAGGUGGGUCUCCUUAUUUAGCAGCCAAAAUAAAUGAAGCUAAAGACUUACUGGAAUCAAGCAUUAAACGCUAACUGAUG